CCAUCGGUCCGGGUCUGCCCAAGUUUCACGGUCAAUGCCCGAUCAGGGGAAUGUUGGGACGCCAUAGCCAAAGCGGAACGAGGAGGACAAGCUAUGGCUAUGGCGAUUUUGUUGCUGCAUUAGGCCGCACUCUUGGCGGCAUUUUGCAGCGUCGAUCUCUGCCAAGGUCCUCGACUGCUUCGCAAUCUCGCCAGCAUGUGUCGUGGUAUAUUUGUUUAAUUCUUUUAUCUGUUCAGCCGGUGGAGAAACUGGUGGGAAAAGGUUUUUUUUCAGAUGGAUGCGGGUGUAUUAUCGACGUGGAAGAGAGGUCGCGACUUGUAGAUCGGGGUUGAGGAGAGCGUGCUCUUGCGAUGGAUGGUGUAGUUCAGUUAAUUGUGGCUGGAUUGAAGGUGUUGAAGGUUUGAGCUAGUUCUGGGGGUUGUUAUUGGAGCUGGAUGAAGUUAGGGUACCAGCUUAGGGCCAUUUCCAGGAGUUAGAGGGCUCGAUUUAUUUGGGAUCGGAAGUGUGGUGCUGGAGGUUUGAAGGGGAUGUGAAAGUGCAUGGCUUUGAGGGACUUUUGAGAAAUUGAUGCGUCAAUGAGUCGAUCUGUUGGAACCCCGAGAGCAGAGAUGGAAGGCGGGUGGAGGGAUAAAGCUAGGAGAAGCAAGGGAACUUUGGCGUGUAUGGUGAAUUCUGAGGUCAGUGCCGUACUAGCCGUGAUGCGUCGUAAUGCACGAUGGGCGGGUCGGUAUUCUGCAAGCGAUGACCAGCUGGAGCAUCCCCUCAUCAGGUCCUUGAAGGGACUUCGACGACUCGUUUUUACUUGGCAGCAACCAUGGCCAUCUAUCGACCCUUGCCUGUAUCUCUCCCCCUUCUUAGAUGUAAUACGGUCAGAUGAGACCGGUGCGCAGAUUACGGGUGUGGCACUCUCUGCAGUGUACAAGAUGGUUCAAUUAGAAAUCUUUGACGUACAGACCGCUAACGUGGACAUUGCAAUGCACAAAAUUGUGGAUUCUGUGACGAGUUGUCGUUUUGAAGUUACCGAUCCAGCGUCAGAGGAGGUCGUGUUAAUGAAGAUUUUGCAGGUGCUGUUAGUCUCCUUAAAAAGUGGAGUUGGGGCAGUAUUGAGUGAUCGAGAUGUUUGCAACAUCGUGAACACCACUUUUCGAGUGGUUCAUCAAGCUGGUAGCAAGGGGGAGCUCUUGCAGCGUACAGCUCGCUACACAAUGCAUGAGCUUGUCCGAGCUGUCUUCUCUCAUCUACCUUCCCUGAAGCCAACAUCUCUGGCGAUCGAGAUUGCUCCACACAACACAGAAAGCAGUUCCAGUGCUGGGAAGGAUCUUAAUAAGUCUGGAUCAGAGGAGGCAAAUGAGCUCAGUGGUCUCGUAAACACAAGUAGUAUCUCUUCUGCUGAUGGUAGCUCGGACUUAGCAGAAGCUGAACAACCUGUGCUUGUUAGUGAUGAGCCCUCUGAAAAGGAUGCCGUUGCACAUCUCCUGAACGGAAGCGAUGGAAGUCAAAAUGCUGCCAUUGAGACCGUUGGUAGUGCAGAGGAUUCGAUUGUUGCGGCUUACGGUGUACCAUGCAUGGUCGAAAUUUUCAGUUUCUUAUGUUCCCUUCUGAAUAUCGCGGACCUCCUAAGCCCUGGCCAGCUUGUAUUGGCCAGUGACGAAGAUUCGCCACAAUUCGCCCUGAUGCUGAUUAAUUCUGCACUUGAGCUGGGAGGUGAUGCCUUCAAAAAGCAUCCUAAACUAUUAGAUCUUAUCCAAGAUACGCUCUUCAGAAAUCUGAUGGUGAUUGGACUUUCGCAGAACCCAAUAGUUCUAUCAUUAGUAUUUGGAAUUGUUUUAAAUCUGUACCAUCAUCUUCGGGGACUAGUCAAGCUUCAGUUGGAGGCUUUCUUUUCCUUUGUCUUGAUCCGUCUUGCAUCCGGCAAGCACGGGGCCACAUACCAGCAGCAAGAAGUUGCUCUGGAAGCGCUUGUUGACUUUUGCCGUCAGCCUACAUUCAUGCCUGAAAUGUAUGCAAAUUUUGAUUGUGAUACCACACUAAGCAACACUUUUGAGGAUCUAGGAAAUCUGCUCUCUAAGAGUGCUUUUCCGGUCAACUGCCCGUUAUCAGCUAUGCAUGUACUAGCAUUAGAAGGAUUGCUUGCUGUGGUACGAAGUAUGGCAGACAGAAUUGAUACUGGAAUUCUAGUUCUUGCAUCAAGUAAUCUGGGAGCUGGCAACCAGGAAUACAUUCCAUUUUGGACAUUGAAGUGUGAACAUUAUGAUGAUCCUUCGAGCUGGGUUCAAUUUGUAAAACAUCAGAAGUACAUCAAGUGCCGACUCAUGAUAGGAGCUGAUCACUUCAAUCGGGACCCCAAGAAAGGUCUCGAGUUUCUACAAGGGAUGCGGUUGCUUCCUUCCGAAUUAGAUCCUAAAAGCGUGGCUUGUUUUAUCAGGUAUUCAACAGGAUUAAACAAGACCGUUAUUGGAGAUUACCUUGGAGACCCUGAUGAGUUUUGUCUUCGAGUGUUGGAUGAGUUUGCCCAAACUUUUGAUUUUAGCAAUAUGAGGAUAGAUUCGGCGUUGCGUCUUUUCUUGGAGAGUUUUCGAUUGCCUGGGGAAGCACAAAAGAUUCAUAGAGUUGUGGAGGCUUUUGCCGAUAGGUACUAUCAACAAUCGAAAGGUAUCCUUGCCAGCAAAGACGUGGCUUUUGUUCUGUCGUACUCGGUCAUUAUGUUGAAUACCGAUCAACAUAACAAGCAGGUGCGAAACAAGAUGACAGAGGAUGACUUCAUUAGGAAUUUGCGAAAGAUCAAUGAUGGGCAAGACUUGCCACGACAGAUGUUGGCUGAACUGUACCACUCAAUUGUGCAUAAUGAAAUCCGCAUUUCAUAUGUUAGUGAGGCUGGCGUUGCGAACAUGACUCACAGUCGGUGGAUCGAUGUGAUGCGUCGAUCAGUGUCUACUACACCGUACAUAAACUGUGAUGAGCGGCCUCUUUUAGACCAUGACAUGUUUCCCAUCAUAUCGGGUCCUUCCAUUGCUGCCUUAUCGGUCGUGUUUGACCAUGCAGAGGAUGAAGAGGUUCUGCAACUAUGCAUCGACGGAUUUCUCGCAGUGGCCAAAUUAUCUGCCAGCCACCGUCUGGAGGAUGUGUUGGAUGACCUUGUGGUUUCUCUCUGCAAAUUUACAACAUUACUUAACCCUUUUCCUCUUGAAGAGGAACCUGUUAUCGCAUUUGGAGGUGAUACGAAAGCACGGAUGGCAACAGUCGCAGUGUUCAACAUUGCAAACAAAUAUGGAGAUUUCAUCAGGACUGGUUGGCGAAAUAUCUUAGAUUGCAUUUUACGGCUGCAGAAGGUUGGGCUCUUGCCUGCUCAAGUUGCCAACGAAUCAGUAGAGAAAACUAAUACAACAGGCGACUCAGCACAUAGUAAACUUGCAGGAUCGUCGUCGACAAGGAUUCAAAUGCCUGAACGUGUUCGACAUCGGCGUCGUAAUACAGGCUUGAUGUCGAGGUUCAGUCAGCUGCUGUCUUUGGAGUCUGAUGAGCCACCCGCAGUCCCUACAGAGGAAGAACUAGCUGCUCAGCAGCGAGCACUUAGAACCAUUGAAUCUUGUCACAUACACCAGAUAUUUACUGAUAGCAAAUUCUUGCAAGCUGAGUCACUGUUACAAUUAGCGAGAGCACUUGUAUGGUCCGCGGGCAGGCCUCACAAGAGUGGGGGCUCAGCAGAGGAUGAGGAUACAGCAGUCUUGUGCUUAGAACUCCUCAUUACAAUCACCCUCAACAACCGGGACCGCAUCAUGCUUCUGUGGCAAGGGGUUUAUGAACACAUGGCUGGAAUUAUUCAGACGUCUGUCUUCCCAGGGUUGCUGGUUGAGAAGGCUGUCUUUGGGUUAUUGAGGGUUUGUCAACGUCUACUUCCUUAUAAGGAAGAUCUGGCGGAAGAGCUCCUUAGAUCAUUGCAACUCGUUUUGAGGCUUGAUCCCCGAGUGGCAGACGCAUUUUGUGAGCGAAUAACGCAGGAAGUAAUGGUCUUAGUACGGACAAAUGCAGCACAUAUCAAGUCACCGAUGGGCUGGCGAACCGUGACAUCGCUUUUGACCGUAACAGCCCGACACCCACGGGCCUCUGAGCCAGGAUUUGAGGCUCUUAUGUAUAUUAUGCAAGCCGGAGCUCAUUUGACUCCUGCAAAUUAUGUUCUCUGUGUAGAUGCAGCUCGAGCAUUUGUAGAAGCUCGAGUUGGGGGACCGGGACGGUCUGUGCGUGCAUUGGAUCUACUUUUGGAUUCAGUGGGACGUCUUACAUUAUGGUCAAAAGUUCACUCCGAGGGUGCAGAUGCCUCUGGUACUGACAGCGUGGAAGGACUCUCCAGACAUUCUCAGGAGUUAACUGAGAUGUGGGUGCGUCUGGCGCAGUUAUUGAUGAAAUUAUGCUUGGAACAAAGAGAACUAGUGCGAGAUCACGCUAUUCUUUGUUUGCAAGGCUGCCUUUCUGCAGCAGAAAUGAUCAGUUUGACUCCAGCAUUAUUGGCUCAAUCUCUUGAACAGGUGGUUUUAAAGCUAUUGGAUGAGCUACUGGAUCUUGCUGUUAGGCACCCAAAAGAAUAUCAAGGCAUGGAGGAUACUCUUUUUUUGUCAACCAAGUUUCUCGCAAAGUCUUACUUACAGUUUCUGCCUCAGCUUGUUACCUUACCUACUUUUCAGUCAUUGUGGCUCCAAGUUUUGAAACGUAUGGAAAUGUUCAUAAACGCCAAAUUUCGCGGCAAACGCAGUGAAAAACUGCAGGAGCUUAUACCUGAGCUUCUUCGAAAUAUUUUGCAGGUAAUGCAUUCUCAAGGGAUCCUGGUGCAACUAACUAAACCAAGCCAGGACAACAUGUGGGACAUGACCUGGAAACACGUGGGUGACAUAGUUCCUACUCUAACACCAGACAUAAUCAAGGAAAGCAGUCCGGAGGUGAAGGAUGGAGGUUUUGCAGUAGUAGGAGAACAAAUGUCCCCUGCAUCAGUUCCAUCUGAUGUGGAAUCCGAAUACACGAUUGUUGAGAAGGUGGACAGCAUAAGCCUGGGAGAUCAAGGAUAAUUGAUUUAAUCACCACAUUUCAAUGUUUUAGAUUGCUGAUAUGAGUAUUGGCUCAAUCAAUAUUUUAGGAGUCCUGAAAAUUGCUUCCAAUGAAUUAAAAUUUAACCAUAGAUAACUAUGGAGAGAAGACUAUGUGUGCUAGCUUCGAAUGGUGGCAUUCAUUACAGCAGCGGAUUUGCCUUGCAUCUACAGUUCUGAGUAUUCUUUUUAGGCUUUUCCAAGUUAUGCACACACAUCUACUAUUCUUAUUGCGGGGAGGCCUGCGCUGCAGUACGAAUGAGGGUUUGAAUCAGGAAAUUUGUAGUUGUACAUUUGCCUCUUUAGAAUUUCUAUUCAAAAUGAUAUGAUUCUUUUUCUUUUUUUCUUUAGAGAAUAACUUCAUCCUCAUUUUUCCUUUGCUCAACUACCUUCUGCAGCUUUAUUAUAGAUUAUAUACUGCAAGACCUUGGUCAAACUUUUAACGCUUUUAGAGAACAUCAAGUUCUCCAGGAUUGAAACUUUUGGUCAAUGUCUUUUUACAUAUAUUCUAAACAGGACUUAUUUAUUUUUGUUAUUCCAAAUCAACAGGGUAGCAUUUAGUCCACCAAAUCAUGGUCCAGCAUAGAUGUCUGUGAUUAGUACUGAAGCGCGAACAGAGAGAAGACUUUUUUUCUCAUUCGGAUGUGAUUUUGGCUUCCAAUAAAACUGUUUUACCUCUGGUGUGGGCCCGACAAGCCGGACCUGCUUCUUUAGCCAACCAGCCACUGUUCCUUUAA
Messenger RNA from Physcomitrium patens, 5812 nucleotides. RefSeq names its product ARF guanine-nucleotide exchange factor GNOM. The record is from RefSeq and is a predicted model, not a curated record. Gene Ontology annotation, molecular function: guanyl-nucleotide exchange factor activity. Lineage: Eukaryota; Viridiplantae; Streptophyta; Bryopsida; Funariales; Funariaceae. Gene Ontology annotation, biological process: regulation of ARF protein signal transduction.